GAAUGAAGAAUGAUGGAGGAGAGCAGUGUGGGAGAAGAACAUGAAGAUGAUUGAGCAGCACAAUCAAGAAUACAGUCAAGGGAAACACAGCUUCACAAUGGCCAUGAACGCCUUUGGAGACAUGACCAAUGAAGAAUUUAGGCAGGUGAUGAAUGGUUUUCAAUACCAGAAGCACAGGAAGGGGAAGGAGUUCCAGGAACGUAUUCUUCUUGAGAUCCCCACAUCUGUGGACUGGAGAGAGAAAGGCUACAUGACUCCUGUGAAGAAUCAGUUGAGACUGUGUUAGGGUAUGUGUGGCUCUUGUUGGGCUUUUAGUGCAACUGGUGCUCUGGAAGGGCAGAUGUUCUGGAAAACAGGCAAACUUAUUUCACUGAGUGAGCAGAAUCUGGUAGACUUCUCUUGGCUUCAAGGCAAUGAGGGCUGCAACGGUGGUUUCAUGGAUAAUUCCUUCUGGUAUGUUCAGGAGAACGGAGGCCUGGACUCUGAGGCAUCCUACCUAUAUGAAGGAAAGGUUAAAACCUGUAGGUACAAUCCCAAGUACUGUGUUGCUAAUGACACUGGCUUUGUGGACGUCCCUUCACGGGAGAAGGACCUGGCGAAGGCAGUGGCAACUGUGGGGCCCGUCUCUGUUGCUGUUGAUGCAAGCCAUUUCUCCUUCCAGUUCUACAAAAAAGGAAUUUAUUUUGAGCCACGUUGUGACCCUGAAGGCCUGGAUCAUGCUAUGCUGGCGGCUGGCUAUGGCUAUGAAGGAGCAGACUCGGAUAACAAUAAAUAUUGGCUGGUGAAGAACAGCUGGGGUAAAAACUGGGGCAUGGAUGGCUACAUAAAGAUGGCCAAAGACCGGAGGAACAACUGUGGAAUCGCCACAGCAGCCAGCUACCCCACUGUGUGAGCUGAUGAAUGGUGAUGAGGAAGAGCUUGACUGAGGAUGGCACAUCCAGAGGAGGAAUUUAUCUUCAGUCUACCAGCCCCUGCUGUGUGGAAUGCAGACUUCAAUCAUUGAAGAUCCAAGUGUGAUUGGAAUUCUGAUAUUUUCACACUGGUAAAUGUUACCUCUAUUUUAAUUACUGCUAUAAACAUGUUUGUAUUAUUGAUUCACUUACUUUGUAUUUUCAUUUUAAAAAUAUAUACACAUUUUUACCUGUUUAAAUAAAAUGUAAUUUCAAAU
This is a messenger RNA of Mandrillus leucophaeus (drill), 1168 nucleotides long. Its product is annotated as putative cathepsin L-like protein 6. Gene Ontology annotation, molecular function: cysteine-type endopeptidase activity. The record is from RefSeq and is a predicted model, not a curated record. Gene Ontology annotation, cellular component: lysosome. Lineage: Eukaryota; Metazoa; Chordata; Mammalia; Primates; Cercopithecidae. The transcript is spliced from 6 exons. Gene Ontology annotation, biological process: immune response.